Messenger RNA from Sus scrofa (pig), 5818 nucleotides. It is a transcript of the gene ASTE1, whose product is annotated as asteroid homolog 1. Lineage: Eukaryota; Metazoa; Chordata; Mammalia; Artiodactyla; Suidae. The record is from RefSeq and is a predicted model, not a curated record. Gene Ontology annotation, molecular function: nuclease activity.
AGUGGGCGCCGACACGGGUGGGCGGGGAAAAGGGGGCCGGCGGAGCAGGUCCCACUUCCCUAACCUGACGGCCUCCGUGCUUCCCAGCCUUCUCGAGCGGUCUUGCGCCAGGCCUAGAAGCUCCUCAGCCCACCGCGCGAACUUGACCCCUGUGUUGUUGGAUGGUGAUUGUCUCAAUAUCGCGGUCUGCAGAGGUUGUAUACAUCCAUCCCUGUCCAAAGAUCAGACUCCAUGAACCCACUGAGUUUGUGCCUCGUAGCAACAUACAGGGAAAGUGGGAACGAAAAAGCACUCAGCUAGCUAGUAUUGUCUGAGAAUCUAGGCAGUUCUUCAGACAAUCGCCAUGGGUAUCCGAGGACUAAUGAGUUUUGUGGAAGAUCAUAGCAAUGAAUUCUUCACUGACUUGAAGUUACGAGACACAAAAAUAAUCAUUGACGGCUAUGCUCUCUUCCACCGGCUUUGCUUCAAUUCUAACUUGGAGCUCCGGUAUGGAGGGGACUAUGAUUCCUUUGCAGAUGUUGUACAAAAAUUUUUUGAAGCACUCUUUGUUUGUAAAAUCUGCCCAUAUGUUGUAUUAGAUGGAGGAUGUGACAUCUCCGAUAAAAAGCUUAAAACUUUAAAGGACCGAGCCAGGGAGAAGAUCCAGAUGGCCCAUUCCCUUUCUGUUGGUGGGGGUGGGUGUGUGUGUCCUUUGCUCAUCCGAGAAGUCUUCAUACAGGUUCUGAUCAAGUUACAGGUAUGUUUUGUCCAGUGCUUUUCAGAAGCAGAUCGAGACAUUAUGACACUUGCCAAUCAUUGGAAUUGCCCAGUGCUAUCUUCCGAUAGUGACUUUUGCAUUUUUGACCUGAAAAGCGGGUUUUGCCCAUUGAACAGCUUUCAGUGGAGAAACGUAAACACUGUCAAGGGUACACGAGACCACUACAUCCCUGCCAAGUGCUUCUCCCUUGACGCGCUCUGCCGUCACUUUGGCCACAUGAACAAAGCUCUCUUGCCUCUUUUUGCAGUGCUGUGUGGAAAUGACCACAUUAAUCUGCCCAUCGUGGAGACAUUCUUAAGUCAAGUCCGUCCUCCUCUUGGGGCUCCCAGUUCCAAGGGGAGGAGACACCACAGGGUGCUGGGACUUCUCAAUUGGUUGUCUUGCUUUGCUGACCCAACGGAAGCACUCGAUAAUGUUCUAAAACAUCUCCCCAAAAAGAGCCGAGCAAGUGUGGAGGAGCUUCUCUGCUGCUCCAUGGAGGAGUACCUGCAGUCCCAGGUGAGGCUGCAGGACUUCUUCCAACAGGGGACUUACUCCUGCCCAGACACCCUGAAUCGGGGUUUUCCGCCGUGGGUCCUUGUGGCCUUGGCCAGAGGCCAACUGUCCCCUUUCGUCAGUGAUGCUCUGGUGCUGAGACGGACUAUUCUGCACACACAGGUGGAAAACAUGCAACGAAUAAAUGCCCACAGAGUCUCUCUGCCCAUCCGGCAAGUCAUCUAUGGGCUCCUUGCCAAUGUUUCUCCACCUUCAGGAGACAUGGCCUGGAACAGACAGCCCCUUCAGCCUCGAGCUUUCAGUGAAGUGGAAAGGAUUAAUAAAAAUAUCAAAACAUCAGUGGUUGAUGCAGCAGAACUGCCCAAGGAUUAUUCUGACUUAAGCAGAUUGACAGAGCUCUCUUUGGCUAGACGGCAGAUGCUCUUGUUAGAAACACUGAAGGUGAAACAGGCCAUACUGGACCCAAUCCCUCCUGCGCUGAAGCUGCCCAUCGCUGUCAGCUGCUACUGGGUGCAGCACUCAGAGGUCAAGGCCAAGCUGCAACAUCUGCAAGCCUUACUGCUGGGGAUGCUGCUGGGGCCCUUGCACACCACGAUCAACAGCCCUGAGGAGGAAGCUCUGCGUGGGGGUGGCGCUAAGAUGCUGUACGAAGAGCUGCAACGAGUGAAGGCACAGCCUCCAGGCCAGGGGCUGGACUUGGAUGCAGCGCACGUCUUCUGUCAGUGGCAGAGCUGCCUUCAGAUGGGGCUGUAUCUCAACCAGCUGCUGUCCUCACCUCUCCCAGAGCCAGACCUACCUCGGUCUGAAUGAUACUAAUUCAAGCCCAUCCAGCUGUCAAGAUUCUAAGAUGAGAACCUCAUGCCAAGGAAGAAUAUCUUAAACUUCAAAGGCUUGCACUGCCCCCAGGCAGUGUACCAGCCUGUUCAAAUGGGGAAAAGAGAUGAACAAGGUAAUACAUGGAAAAGUGUUCAGGGGCAGGAAUCAAAUUUUCACGUAACAUGACGCAAAGCACAUGCAAUCACUUUUAUGCCUAACUAGUACUUAUGACACUUUAGAUAUUUGGUUAAACUAGCUAAAUUUUCCAAUAUUUAUAUAGAUAUAUGCAUGUGUGUGUAUACAGUUUUCCCGUUACCACUUCAGGGGACACUUGGAGAGUUCCAUGUACAAUUUAACCCACUGUCAUCAGGGUCAGGGAAUACUUAAUGUUUUUACAAAAAACAAAAAUGAAGCAAAACUAAUCAGAAUAUAUCAGUACUGGAUUUUUGAUAGUUUAAUAGGACUGAAUCAUUUGACUGAAAAAAUUAUGAAUCACUUUGCUGUACAGCAGAAAUUAACACAACAUUGUAAAUCAACUAGACUUCAGUAAAAUAAAUUUUUUCAAAAAUAUACCUUUUAGGCACUUAGGUGAUGAAAAACAUCUGCAAGGCAGCUAGAUAUAUGUCUGAAGCCUAGAUUAAAGUCUUGGGCGUUGAGAUCAUGAGAUGUUUUCCUCUUCCAUUCCUCCAUUUGUAAGUAUCUCUAAUGAGUAUGUUGUACUAUUAUAAUCAGAGAAAUGUUUGUACUAAUUUAAGACUCUAGGAACGAUGGUGUCAAGAGAGCAAGCUUCUGGCAUUCCCUUGUCUUGCUCCCUCAAAACUAAGGAAAACAAGAGGUAAAAAUGGUGGGAAAGGGACCUUUGGUGUUGAAAUCUGGGAAUGGUGACAUCCACACAUCCAAGUUCUCAAUCACAAAGUACUGUAGCCCUUUAAGCUUCCAGAUUUAUGCCAGAUGUUUUCUUAGACACAGACUAAAGAAACUGACCCUGUUAUGAUAACUACAACCUAUUCUGUAAAGCUAUUUUGAUAAGUCAGACAGCCAAGGAUAGACCCUAAGAGGAACUCACUAUGAAAUAUUGUCAUGACUAUGUCUUAGAAAUGUAAAUACUGUGCAAAUAUUUUGGUUUAGAAUGUUCAGUUCUUUCUUCUUCCCUAGGAUUGGACUGAUAGUAUAUUUUGGAUAAUACACCCCAGCCUGCUCAAACGAUGCCUGUUUCUGACUUUAUGUUUGGAGGAAGCAACUGUUGAGAGGGAUGCCUCUACUUCUCUCAUACAUCCAAGGGGGUGGGAGGGGCAGGUGGACCAGAGGGGAGCAGACACUGCAACAGAGGCUCAGGCGAAUGGUGUGUGCGUGCGUGUGUGGUAAGGACCAUAAACUCAGAUGGGACAGCAGAUCAGAACAGCCCCCACAUUAUACGCACAAAGAGCCUUGUGACAAGGUGGGACAGGCGUGGCAUGUCCUCCUUGUUGAUGAUGUUCUGAGAACAGAUGGAGUCUCUGACUUCCCAUAUAGGAGCCUUGGUGGAGAGGCAGAGGACUCACUGAUGGCAAAUCCGGUAUCAACUGCAUCCAUCCCUGAGAGACCAUCCUGAUGGAAGACUGGAAGAGCAACUGAUGCCACUUUGUUUCUGGUAAACUGAAUGUGGUGCCAAGGCCUGUUCUGCUCUUUGUAAAUAUCUAUACCCUAUGAGUAAGCAACUUUUUUCUGUAAAGGGCCAGGAAAUAUUUUAGGUUUAAUAGUGCAUGUGGUCUCUGCUACAACUACACACCACUUUAUCUGUGGCAGGAUCACAGUAAUAAACAACAUGUAAGUGCAUGUAUGUACCUGGGUUCCAAUAAAACUUUCAGGCCAUAGUCUGUCAUCCCCAAAACUAAAUCAAUAGCCCCAUGUGGGCGAGUUAGGAAGGUGUUAAAUGGUUUCUCUAACAUGUAACACCUCUAUUUCAUGGGCUAUCUAGACCUAUUCCAUGUAGAAAGACGCUUAUAAAUUUUAAUACAAUCCUGCUAUACAACUAUAUGGAUGAAUAUGAGAAAGGAACAAAAAAAAAUACUCAUUUGUAACUCCCUAAAAUUGAUCUAAUAAUGCUUAAAUAUAAAGUUUGUCAUGAGUUUCCUAUCAAGCAUACAUUUUCUGCCAUCACCGGUUUGGUUGGGGCUGCUAUAUAUUGCUCAAGGAUAAUAUUUUUUAAGACUCACAUAACAAGCUGUUUCAUACUAUGCUUUGAAGAUGCAGAUUUGAUGAAAAAAGAGCAAAUGGUCAAGACAUGACAGUAUUUUAUUUUUGGUAAGAUGUCACCAAAUUUUACUUCCCAACUGGCACUUCAGUAUAUUUAUCAUAGGGAAGGCCUUAAUAGAAAAUUGCUUCUAAUACAGUUGAGUGAAUUGAUAUAAAAAAAAAACCUUGUAUUAAAAAGCACAUUUUGUUUUGAAUUCAAAAGCAGGAAAAAAAAAAAAUAAGGACCUCCAGGGUCAAGCAGGACAAUGUGCCCAAUUUCCAGCACCAUGUGCUAUGAAUACUUUUGAGCUAUGGUUUCUGCUCGGAAAAUAUCUAAGUCGAACAAUGCAAUUAUUGCUGAAGAAAUAAUGGUUAUGGGGUGACCUGGUUUGAUAUAUGAAGGCAGUUCAGCUGUGCCCAAGAGUCAUGGGACCAAGGCAGACAUGGGGGUCCUUGCCAAUGGAAUGGCAGGGCUGGGGGUCCUGUGAUCAGCACAGGAAGUACUGCCCACCUGGAGGAGUCACCACACUCACACGUACACAGGCACAUGGGCAGUUCUAGAUCAAAGAAUUUAGAAGGAUCAAAACUAAUGGCUCGAAUAUUUUUUCCUACCCAAGCUUCACCACUUAAACUUAUUUUGAAUGAUAAAAAGAUUAUAGCAAAUUUCUGUCUAGAUUUUUCAAUUUAAGUGGCUUGGACUUAAAUUUUUACUGUUUCCAAACAACAAAAAGCCUAUGAUUUUUAUGCCCAAACUUAUGGGUGCAUUUAUUCUUUUUUUUGGCUGUGCCCAUGGCAUGCAAAGUUCCCAGCGCCAGGGAUCGAAAGCUAGUCACAGCAAUGUCCCAAGCCACUGCAGUGAUAAUGCUGAAUCCUAACCUGCUGAGCCAUCAAGGAGCUCUACGGGUGCCUUUAUCUUAACAGUAUCUGCAAGAAAACUGCACCCCCUCCACACCCACACAGACAAAUCCUUAGAGCCAUCUGGAAAGGCCAUCCUAGUUGGCUCUUAAACUGGGCUUUGAGGAACAGUUAAAAAUUCUGAUUCUCCAAACUGAAACAGAGGAAAAAUGAUUUCAACUUAAAGGAAUAUGGUCCAAAAAAACAAAAACACCAGUACAUGGAUUGUGCUGGAACAUCUUGUGGGAUCUGAGGCUUGAAAGAUCCAAGGAAGAACGAUGAGUAAAAUGGAAAACAAAAAACAAAAGCAUUAUUUUCUACUCACCUAUAAUAAAUUCUUAAAAAUUCACUCUAAAAUUACUUUCAAAAAUAUUCUGUCAAAGCUGUUUCAUUCAGGAGUGCCCGUCGUGGCGCAGUGGUUAAUGAAUCCGACUAGGAACUAUGAGGUUGAGAGUUCGAUUCCUGCCCUUGCUCAGUGAGUUAACGAUCCGGCGUUGCCGUGAGCUGUGGUAUAGGUUGCAGACGCGGCUCAGAUCCCACGUUGCUGUGGCUCUGGCGUAGGUUGGCAGCUACAGCUCCAAUUAGACCCCUAGGCCUGGGAACCUCCAUAUGCCAUGGGAGCGGCCCAAGAAAUGGCAAAAA